AUGGCGGGCUGGUGGCCGGCGUUGUCGCGCGCGGUCCGGCGCCACCCGUGGCCCACCAACGUGCUGCUUUACGGCUCGCUCGUCUCGGCCGGGGACGUGCUGCAGCAACGGCUGCAGGGCCGCGAGGCCAACUGGCGCCAGACGCGGCGCGUGGCCACGUUGGUGGUGACCUUCCACGCCAACUUCGACUACGUGUGGCUGGGCCUGUUGGAGCGCGCGCUCCCGGGCCGAGCGCCGCACGCCGUGCUGGCCAAGUUGCUGUGCGACCAGGUGGUCGGUGCGCCCAUCGCGGUCUCGGCCUUCUAUGUCGGUAUGAGCAUUCUCCAAGGAAACGAUGACAUAUUUUUGGACCUGAAACAGAAAUUCUGGAAUACCUAUCUGAGUUAUCACCUGCCCCUCUGUCUCCCUACCCAGCCCCCAAGCCUCCCCACCAAGCCUCCACUGCGCAUGUGCCGUGCAUCCCUGCCCCUUCUGGGUACCCGUAGGCGCUCCCGGGCGCUGGCGGCGGCGGCAGAGAUGGAGCCGCGUCACGGGCGCCCGGCCCGUUAAAACGCUGCUGGCUGGAGCCACCUCCCUCCCUGCAGCCCGCAGCGGGAAUGGAGUAAAGGGAGACCCGUCGACCUGGCCACGGGGAUCAGCGAUGGAAUUAAAGCAAUCUUUGUCCACCCAUCUGGAAGCCGAGGAGCCUCUGAGGCGCUAUGGGGCGGUGGAGGAGACGGCUUGGAAAACGGAGGGACUGGGGAGAAACUCUGCUGGUUGGAUGAAGUGGAUUCACUUUCCUCAUCUGUAAAAUGGGAUGAUGAGGAUCACACACACGGUGAGGCGGGAACGAGUGGAUCAUGUGAAGCACUUGUUUGCAGUGCCCUGCACAGUCAACAAGCGUUCGAUACACGGGACAACUGGUCUGCAAACCGACUUCGGUGGUUGACGUGUCUUCUGCACCGACUUCUGCUGCGUGCUGGGCACUGGCGACACAAGAUUCAUAGGACUUGGUCCCUGCCCUUGAAUAGAAGAAAUCGAGUGCCAUGAGAGUGACGGCAAACAAUGACAAUACUGGAUUACAGGGAUCAAUACAGCACUUCAGAGACGGAGAAAUGAGUGGAUGGCUCUAGGGGAUCCUGGGGAUACUGAUGCCAGUGGCGCCCCAUUUGGAGCAGCCGCUGUGAAGAUGCUGGCUGCAGUGGGGGAGAAGCAGCCAGGGCUGUGCACUCCACGGAGCUGGUGGGAGCCAGGAACAGGCAGGGCUCCUGCCUGCCCUGUUGUGAGUUGGUGGAGUGGGAGCCCCGUGCUCUUCCGGUACAGCUGCAGCUGCCCAGCCAUGGCUCCAGACCAGGGCAUCCCUAAGCUCUCAGGGGUCGGGGAAGCCCCCGCCACGACAGGCUCAGAAGUUCCUGCUCCAACUGUCUGGCCUCUCCCUGCUCCCAGCACUCACUUCGAUUUCAGAGCAAAGCUGUGGCCAAGCCUGGGGACUGUCUCAACCCAGCCAGGUGUUGCACACGCAGAGCAGUGCUGACAUACCAGCCUCCUGCCAUCUCAGCCCCCUCCAGACUUUGGUCACUGACAGACAUGGGAGGGAGACCAAGGGGGAGCUGAGGGCAGCUUGGCACAGGCCUGCAGGAGCCCCUUAGCAUAAACAGCAUGGGCACCGUGGAUGACAUGUAUUAAACAGAUGGCAGCAGGAGGCAGACAGGCUCCCAGGCAGAAAGGGGUGGGUCUCCAGUGAAGCCCCACCUUCAAGCCAGGGACAGGCUGGCCUGAAACCUGGGGGCUGGGCUGUCAGUUCCAGGUGGAGUCUGCAGCCCAGAGUGAGAACUUAUGGGAUUUUUCUGGGCCCAUCCAUGGGAGGAACACACUUCCUCCCUUCUGAAGCCCGUUAAAAACCCCAGACUCACAGAGAUGUCAGGACAACCUGCCUGCGGAUAGGCGCUACCCACUUCGGGUCUCCUGAGAGCUGUACUACCGCUCAAUAAAGCACCUCUUCACCUUGCUCACCCUCCAGUUGUCCUCGUACCUCAUUCUUCCUGGACGCAGGACAAGAACUCAGGACCCAGCAAAUGGCAGGACUGAAAGAGCUGUAACACAAACAGGGUUGAAACAUGCCCCCAUGCUUGCCAUAUUGCGGGAGACGAGAAGGAGAGAAGAGCUGCAGCCCUUCGGGGAGCCCAGACCUAGGGGCUCCCUCAGCCAGAGCUGCGACACCCUCUUUGGGGCUCUACGGCAUCUCCAACCUCCCGGGCACCACUGCGUUCCCCUCGUCUAGAUGCGGGUGCCCACAGUGGAAGCCACUUGCAGUGCAUCAGACACAGCUGUAGGCUUGCACAGAGCCAGCAUCUGUGCCAGCGCCUGGAGCUGCCCACCCUGCCACAGCAGCCGGUGUGCCUAGCUGUGCACAGUGGCCGGACCCCAUGCCCGCUCACUCACACACCCCUGGCUGCUCCAUGCCUGGCUCACCCUUGGCAGGUGUGGGGUCUAGUCCAGUAGCAUAAGCCAAGUGCAGCCUGCCAGGCUGAGUCAGCAGAACAAGCCCACCCAGCGGACCCGAGCAAAACUCAGGCAAAGGUGCUACCAGCCACAGAGGCUUCUGGCUAGAAAUCUUACAAUAAUAUGAGGAGAGAGGAGUGAGAAUAAGCACUUAUUGAGCACCUCCUAUGUUACACUGUUCUUUUUUUUUUUUCCAGACAGGUUGUCACUUUGUCACCCAAGCCGGAGUGCGGUGGCAGCAUCAUAGCUCACUGCAGUCUCACACUCCUGGGCUCAAGCGAUCACUCCCACCUCAGCCUCCUGAGUGGCUGGAACUACAGGUGCAAACCACUGUGCCUGGCCAAUUUUUAAAAUUUUUGUAGAGAUGUUGUCCAGGCUGGUCUCAAAUUCCUGAGCUCAGGCAAUCCUCCUGCCUUGGCCUCCCAAAGAGCUGGAGCUAUAGGCACAACCCACUAUGCCCGGCCUACCCUGUUCUAAAUAUGUUACAACAUUUAUGUGAAUUAAUCCUUCCAAUUAACCCUAUGAUGUCAUUAUUAUAAAUAUUUCAGAGAUGAGGAAACUGAGGCACAGAGAAGUAAAGAGAUUGCUCAGGGCCUACCAAGUGGCAGAGAUGGGAUUUGAAAGGUGUGCUCUAAACAGAACACAUAUUUCCCAUCUAUAAAAUGAGUGUAUCAGACAAGAUGAACUCCUUGGCCCUUCCUGCCAUCAAGGCUGGUGUUCCGGACAUGUGUGGGUUUUGCCUGACUCGCAUCUGUUCUCCUGCUCCUAGUAACAACACCUCAAUUCUGGGGAGCGGUACUGCUCAACUUCCACUCUCAGUUAAGGAUGGACACGUACUUGGCCUUGGCCAGUCACAGCAUCACAACCAUCAUGCACAGUGAUUGGCUCAGGCAUCUGCAUGUGACAUGCCAAGCAUUGGCAGUCUUCUCAGGGACUUUUGCUAGAACUCUCGGGAAAGAGGCACUCUGUUUCCUCUGGGGUUGCUAAGCAAACAUGGGGCUGUCAGGGGCCACCAUAAGAAAAGAGUCUACCUGGGAAUAAGUUUGGCUCAGAAGAAAGGAGAGGCCAGGAGAUGAUGCAAGAGUGGCCAAGAUGUGACAACAUCCUCAGCACCUAGAUUCUGCUGUGCUUGAAACCAGACCAGUCCUGAGAUUUUCUGUCAUAUGAGCCAAUAAAUGUCUACUUUCUUGCUUAGAAUAACUUGAGUUGGAUUUCUGUAAUUUAAAACCCAAUGAUGUCUAACACAAUUCAGUGAUGAUGACAUGCACUAGGGUUUGUUUUUGUAUGUAUUUUCCCUAGUAAUGGUAAUCUCCCAGAAGGCCUAAAGAAUACGUUUUAAUCUUUGUAGCUUCACUCCACCCCUAGCAGUGUCUAACAGUGCCUAGCACAUAGGAGGGCUUGCGAAAAUAUUUGUGGAAUUGCACUGAUAGGCAUCAUUGAUCACUUUAACCCCAGCUUCUCUGGUUCCAACGCUAGACAUAAGUCCUCUGAAGACCUGAGGGCACUUAGCAUUGAUCUGAUUCCUACAGAACAUGAGGGUCUAAGUAAUCAACAGUCUAAGAAAUCUACAGUUUUUUCAACCAGCCAGGCCUAGUCAUAGGGAAUGGACAUGACAUGAUGGCAAUGCAGUGGUUCUUAAGAGCACCCAGGCUGGAGUGCAGUGGCGCAAUCUUGGCUCACACAACCUCCGUCUCCUGAGCUCAAGUGAUUCUUGUGCCUCAGCCUCCCGAGUAGCUGGGAUUGCAGGUGUGUGCCACCACGCCCAGCUAAUUUUUGUAUUUUUAGUAGAGACGGGGUCUCUCCAUGUUUGCCAGUCUGGUCUCGAACUCCCAACCUCAGGUGAUCCACCCACCUUGGUCUCCCAAAGUGUGCACACAGGCUUUUAAAUCAGACGUAUUGGCCGGAUGUGAUGGCUCACACCUGUAAUUCCAAUAGUUCAGGAGGCCAAGGCAGGAGGAUCACUUGAGCCCAGGAAUUCAAGACAAGUCUGGGCAGUAUAGUGAGACCCUCGUCUCUACUAACAGGCAUGGUGGUAUGUGCAUGUGGUCCCGGCUACUCUGGAGGCUAUGGCAGGAGGAUUACUUGAGCCCGGGAGUUCAAGGCUGCAAUGAGCCUUGAUCAUGCCACUGCAUUCCAGCCCCAAGUGAAAAA
Molecule: messenger RNA, 4632 nt
Organism: Gorilla gorilla gorilla (western lowland gorilla)
Lineage: Eukaryota; Metazoa; Chordata; Mammalia; Primates; Hominidae
Product: mpv17-like protein
Exons: 5
Coding region: 1-549 (182 amino acids)
Biological process (GO): mitochondrial ribosome assembly
Cellular component (GO): mitochondrion; membrane; cytoplasm
Source: RefSeq, a predicted model, not a curated record